CCCUAUACGCGUCCAGUCUGAGAUCGACAGGGAUAGGCAGCAGGAUGUGGCUGCCAUUCCCGGUGCUGCUCCUGUCCGCUCUGCCCGCAGCGGUGCUGCGCGGGGCUGCCGGCUUCACACCCUCUUUGGACAGUGACUUCACCUUCACGCUGCCGGCGGGCCGGAAGGAGUGCUUCUACCAGCCCAUGCCCCUGAAGGCGUCGUUGGAGAUCGAGUACCAAGUUUUAGAUGGAGGAGAAUUAGAUAUUGAUUUCCACCUUGCCUCUCCAGAGGGCAGAACCUUAGUUUUUGAACAAAGAAAAUCAGAUGGUGUUCAUACCAUAGAGGCUGAAGAUGGUGACUACAUGUUCUGCUUUGAUAACACAUUCAGCACCAUUUCUGAGAAGGUAAUUUUCUUUGAAUUGAUUCUGGAUAACAUGGGAGAAGAUGUUCAAGGACAAGAAGACUGGAAAAAGUAUAUUACUGACACAGAUGUCCUCCAGAUGAAACUAGAAGAUAUCCUGGAAUCCAUCCACAGCAUCAAGUCCAGACUAAGCAAAAGUGGCCACAUCCAAACUCUGCUUAGAGCAUUUGAAGCCCGUGACCGAAACAUACAAGAAAGCAACUUUGACAGAGUCAAUUUCUGGUCUGUAGUUAACUUAAUGGUCAUGGUGGUGGUGUCAGCUAUUCAAGUCUAUACACUGAAAAGUCUAUUUGAAGAUAAGAGGAAAAGUAGAACUUAAAACUUCAACACAGCCCAGCUUUUGUCUUGUUCUUAAUUGUAUAAAUUACUACAGUAGUUUAACAGAAGUUUAGAAAUCAUCGUUCUGAGUUGCAUUUGGAUUGUGUGCUCUUUUACAUGAAUGUCAAUAAACAGAGACUAAAUAAGUGAAGAAAACAUUGUUGAAAUAUAAAUCAAAGUAUACUUAGGAAUCAUAUUACCAUUAAACAUUAUAAUGUCUUAAAAUUAGUUAAAAAAAAAAA
Molecule: messenger RNA, 963 nt
Organism: Grammomys surdaster
Lineage: Eukaryota; Metazoa; Chordata; Mammalia; Rodentia; Muridae
Product: transmembrane emp24 domain-containing protein 5
Exons: 2
Coding region: 45-722 (225 amino acids)
Biological process (GO): Golgi organization; endoplasmic reticulum to Golgi vesicle-mediated transport; intracellular protein transport
Cellular component (GO): COPII-coated ER to Golgi transport vesicle; Golgi apparatus; endoplasmic reticulum
Source: RefSeq, a predicted model, not a curated record